Molecule: messenger RNA, 1783 nt
Organism: Dendronephthya gigantea
Lineage: Eukaryota; Metazoa; Cnidaria; Anthozoa; Malacalcyonacea; Nephtheidae
Exons: 3
Coding region: 216-605 (129 amino acids)
Source: RefSeq, a predicted model, not a curated record
AAGCAUGUCCGACAUUUCCCGAGUAUUUUUGAGUGAUGGCUGUUAUAGCCACUGCUCGCGGCUUCGCGCCAAAUACAAAUCAUGGCAUUUCAUUUCUUGCGUUGAACUGUGGCUGGAAAAUUAACUAAAUAUGUCGAACGUGUGGUUAUGUAGUAUUUGUUUUGUUUUCUCAGCACUGACGCUGAAGGCCUUGUUAAGGCAUAUUACUUUGCAACAUGCAUCCCAUCCAAAUUUUAAGAUUAAAUGUGGAAUCAAUGGAUGCCCAGAGGCCAGAGCAGUAUAAUAAAAUGAAUUCUUUCCGAAGACACAUUCAUCGGAAACACGAGGAGGAAAUGUCUGCUGCGGAGACAUCCAAUUUGCUGCCAAACGACAGUCAGGGAGACAACCAUACACUUGAAAUGAGUAGCAACAACUCUUCGGAAACGUCGACUGAUACUGAUAGCGAGGAUGACAACCCAACUGUUGAGGUUGAUGUCAAUCAAACUGAUAAAGCUGUAGACCUCAAGCAAUGUUCUGCUCAGUUCUUGCUUAAACUUCAAGCACGGUCUAAGAUACCAAAGCUUGAGUAUGCCUUAAAAAAGAUAGACACAGGAAGAAAGAAAUAAUAUUGGAAUAGGCAAUACAGAAAUACAGAAAAAAAUAGGAUAAACAAUUGUUGCACCUUACAGUUUUACAGCAGCACUAUAAUUACAGCAAGCUACAGUGUAAGUUCAAACAGUACCUAUAAAUAAUUCCCAAUUUCCUCAAACUAAUUACACCUAAUUUAGCAAUUCCUGCAAUGUUGCCUUUUAAUUUAAACGACAUGAUGGAGUUAUACAGUAUAUGGCAUAACUCAAUUAUGCUGUUAUUAUUGUUAACAUACUAGUUUGUGGACAAGCUACAAUACCCAUGAGAAAUGACAAACUUUUAGUAAAAUUUAAUAACCUGAACAUGGACCUGAAAAUAAUAUUUCAUAAUGUUACAAAAGAGAGUUACCAAAUGUCAAAAGAUUCAUCAUUACAGUUCGGGCUAUCCUUGAAAAUUUAGUUUAGUCGCUAAAUUCAACGUACUUGAACAUAACUCUCCAGGUUGACUAAUUUGUAUCUCAGCAUUAUUAAAAAGUCCUAAAUAUUUAUCCCUUUUUGCACAAGUUGUCAUAUAAAAUCAUGUUCUACAGUGUUACAUAUAGUUAUUUAUUAUCAUAUUUUCUCUUUAAAAAUAGGUAAUGUUGAAUGGGAUUGUGGAAAGUACUAGCAACUUAAUUGAGCAAGUAAAAGAACACCUAAAACAAAAGGUAUUGAAUUGUGUAGAAAACGGUGCUGACAAAUUGACUGAGGAAUCCGUUGAAGAAAUUUUCAAUUCUUUCGAGGACCCAUUUAGCAAACUUAAAACAACUUACUUGCAGUCUUCAUUUUUGGAAAGCAGCGUCAACUUUAUCAAACCAAUCCAAUAUGUCCUGUCCACUAGAAUCACAUAUAAAAACAAGGGCUCAAAGCGUCUUAUUUGUGAACAAGAUGACACAAUGGUGUAUAUUCCCAUUCUUGAUAGUCUACAGCAACUCUUGUCAAAUUCAAAGAUAGCAGAUGUUAUAACCGCACCACGCCAAGUAUGCAAAGAAGGUUUUUUAUUUGACAUUUGUGACGGUGAAUGUAUAAAGCACAAUAGAAUCUUCAUAGAGCACCCAAAUGGAUUAAUAAUUAUUCUUUACCAUGAUGAGAUUGAAGUCUGCAAUCCGUUGGGCACACAUGUAGGCAAGCACAAAAUCGAUCUUUAUUAUUAUACACUUGGAAACAUUGGCCCCAAA